Dentiscutata heterogama is the source of this 169-nucleotide messenger RNA. The record is from the annotation of a GenBank genome assembly. Lineage: Eukaryota; Fungi; Glomeromycota; Glomeromycetes; Diversisporales; Gigasporaceae.
AUGGCCAAAAAAUAUUUAUAUAUGCAGCAUGCUCCAAUCUUUCCCCAGAAGCCAUUCGAUGAAUCAUUUGCAAGCUCUAAGAAGCAAAGUUGGGCCUGGAAAUAUUUUAGAAGAGAAAAGGAUAAUAUUGAAAUUAAAUUUGGAGUUUGUAAUGUAACUGAUAAAUCAG